Messenger RNA from Chaetomium globosum CBS 148.51, 5625 nucleotides. RefSeq lists its product as uncharacterized. The coding region runs from base 1 to 5625 and encodes 1874 amino acids. Lineage: Eukaryota; Fungi; Ascomycota; Sordariomycetes; Sordariales; Chaetomiaceae. The record is from RefSeq and is a predicted model, not a curated record. The transcript is spliced from 2 exons.
AUGGCCGCAUACGCGCAGAACCCAAACUUCAAGCCGCUACCGCCGCCGGGCAAUUACCCUCAGGGUUAUCAUUCCCAAGCCCAGUUCCAGCAGCAGCAGCAACAGUACCACCAGCAACAACAAUACCUUCAGCAGCAGCAACAAUACCAACAACACCAACAGCAACAACUCAGUCCCGAUGGUGUUCAUCGUCCCCCUUCGUUCGUAGGGCUCCCUCCUAUCCGUCGUGCUUCCACCUUUGGUUCUUCUCUUGGCUUGACCGCUGAGGAGUUUUCGUCCACCGACAACAACAAUAACAACAGCAACAAGAACAGCAACGCGGAAACCGCUGCGCGUCAACAGCUACACCCCCAAUCCGCGUCCUCACCCCAAGGAGCCCAAGGCCAACCUACCAUGGCCGCGGCGCAACAGAUGGGGCAGGCCCCACCCCCUUCCCAAUCGGCCGGCCAGUUUGUGCAGAACGUUUACCGACCAACUCAGGGCACAGGCGCGCAGGGCCCUCAAGGGGUCCAGGGACUGGCACGUCAGGGCCAGACAUGGCAGUUGCAGGGCCAGAAUCCAGGCCAGAACCAAGCCUUCCAGAACACCGCCUUCCAGAAUGCCGUCAUGCAAGGACAGGGGCCGUCUCAGACACCCCCGAGGGCUUUUGCUGGUGCGCCUGGAAAUGCCCAGCUCACCAUGAACGGCUCGGCGCCGCUAGCUGGCCAAGGUCAGCAAUUUGGGCAAGGCGGCGGCCGGCCCAUGAUGGUUCCGCCUCAUAUGAUGCCGGGCAACGUGUCCCAGAGGUUCCAUCCACAAGGUGGAGGAUGGAAUCUUCAAGAGUCUCAUCUGGCUGAGCCUCUCCAACCCUCGAGUCGUCAUCGCCACUCCCCCAGCAAUGCGUCGUCGCAACAACAGCAGCAGUCUUCUUACGGCCUCGACAAGGAGACCGGCGCCCCCAUGACGACCUCCCCGGUACAGCGCCAGAAGCCCUCACAAGAGCAACAGACUCAACAAUCCAACGACCCGACUACACCCCAGCCGAAUCAAGCGAUGCCUGCAAACCACCAAAGCCCGUCGGCCCAGCAACCCGACGGCAGCGCCUUGUCAAGGUUACAAUCCCACCAGUCCCACCAAAGCGAGAUGGCAAACCACGGCCCUCUUGAGGAUGGACAGAUGAAACGUAACUCGGGCGUUUUUUCUAGCAUAAGAAACCGGUUUGGGGGAGGUCACUCGGAAGAAACCCGUGGUGCGGACAACGGCCCCAAACCCCAAGGUAUCAAAUGGGGGACGCCGCCUCAGUGGCCAGCAUCAUGUCUGAUGAAACCGGACAACAGAGGCGCAACCCGGUCUUCGGGCCACGAGGCGGCGCCCCCACCCCGGACAACUUGUCUUACAGCCAGAGCAAAGACAGCAUCAUUGCCCACAGCCCCGGGGACACCUCUGGGCGAUCGGAUGGGACCGGGUGCAGCCACCGCCCUCGCAGUUUGCGCCCCCGGGGCAGGAAACCGACUGGGUUUUUCCACCAUGGGUUCCUACACAAACGCCUGUUCCAGUCAUGCACCAUUCUUCCGCCUUGCCCUCCGGAAGAAUCGCUUCUCUGCCCUGAAGGACGUGUUCCGAUCGUCGCCUCGCGACGCUUCGAAGAGUCCGGGAUCAUCUUUCACGGUCAGGAUGCCCGCACAAAACUCACCCCAACCGACGGCUCAGACGCCACCACCCCAAGGCCAGUACCAGGGUAUGUCCCAAAAUCAGUUCCAGGGCCAAUUUCAGGGACAGCAGUCGCAGCCGCAAUCCCAAGGACAAGCUCAGGCAACGCCUCUAGGACAAUCUCAAGGACAACCUCCGGGGCAAUUCCAGGGCCAAGAACAACCCCAUGGUCAACCUCAGGGUCAACCCCAAGAGCAGCCUCAGGAACCACAACCUCAAGGACAGCCCCAGGGACAGCAGCCUCAAGGACAACCCCAGGGGCAGCCACAUGCUCCAUCUCAAAGUCUACUGCGGACCAGUCCUAGCUCACAGCUGGAUCCCACAAACGCUCAGCCAACAACUCCGGGUUCUCAGCCAGAUUCAAGCAACACUUCGCCGGCCACCCCUGCUACACAACCAGGGUCGGCGAUUGGGCAAAUUACGUCUGGACAAGGGCGAUUCCCUCCUGUUGCUGGCCCCAGACAGCCUGGAUAUGGUCCCCCGCCGAUGCAGCCUCCGCAAGGGCCGAUCCCCAACCAGAAUCAACAAGAAAGAAAGCCUAGUACGGGCAUAUUCGGCUUCUUGAGGGGGCGUUCAGACUCCAAAUCGCAGGAGGCAACGCAACAAAGCCGUCCACUCGGCCAGGGACAGCCUUUCCCUCCCGGACAGGGCCAGUUCCCAGGACAACAGUACGGUAUGCGGGUGCCCGUAGGCCCCGACGGACGCCCGGCCACGGGUGCAGGUCAACAGUUCCAUCCAGGGCAAUUCCCACCUCAAUCCCAGUUCAUGCAGCCUGGGCCCCCGGGAACUGCUGGCUCUUUUCAGUCGCAAGGUGGUCCGGGGCCCCAACGGACGAUGACGAUGCCGCAGCAGCCCGGUGCGCCCCAGGGCCAACAGGCCGGCGUGCUAGGUGCCGGUCAAAGGCCGCCGAUGCAGACGCAGCCAAGUCAGUCCUCGAUUCAGGCUCAGGCCGAGGACAGGUUGGGGCCGAACCAGCAACAGGGACCCUUCGCCACAGCUCAACAACCCCAACCCCAAACGACGCCCCAGCAGGAACCGGCCAACAAUGCCGAGCCAACACCUGCCGCCUCUAUCCUCGAAUCGCCAGUUUCACAGCAUUCCCAGCCAGCAUCCCAGUUUGUCAUCGAGCAAUCCCGGUUCCAGACCGAAUCCCCGGGCAGCAUGAGACAGAUGUUUGCCGCACCCAAAAACAGUGGGAAUCAGCCGUCAUACCAUGUUCCCGGUGCCCAAAGCGCCGCUGCUGCUCAGAAGGAGCAGCCUAUUUGUGCUAAGCCGUUCCAGCCGCCGUCCGGUUCCAACAUUGCACCAUCAACGGUACCAAGUGGUGGGCCUGGAGAGGAUAAUGACAUGCAGAGGCCCGUGUCCCCCUCGUCACAAGCUCCUCCCACCUCGGGCAUUCCGGGCGAGGAGAUGGAGCGCGGGGCACCGAGACAGCCGCCCCCGGUGGGCCAGUUCCAAAACUUGGAAAGCAGACUACCCUCGCGGCAGUCGCCGUCGGCUGCGUCGCCGGGACAGGAGGCUCCUGCGUCGGCUCACGCUCCCGGUUCGAUAUCCGGAGAAUCAGCCCAAGGCCCCAGCCCAACACAGCAACCGCCUACCCAACAGCUCGGUCAGCCUGGUCUCCGACCGCCCACUGGCCAGCAGGGAGGGCACAUGCCUUCUGGUGCCCCUGGCCAAGGAUUUCCAACGAACCAGGCCCAAUGGAUGGCAUCUCAGCCCGGCGGUGUCCCUCCUCAAUUCCGCCAGCAAUUCGGCCCUGGAAGCGCCCGACCGAACGGUGUUCCGGUCAAUGCCCAACCGCAGAAAGAGAAAGAGCAGAGCACAUUCUCCAAGUUAUUGUUUGGCGGUAAAUCGUCGGCUCCGGCGGCCACUGGGCCGAAACCCGAAAAGGAAAAGAAUACCAAGCCGUCCCUCAUGAACGCGUUCAAGCGCGGGUAUAGACAGCCCGAUGCUCAACCAGCAUCGCAGGCGAAUGUUGGCCGUCCGGGUCCAGGCCAACCUGUUGGGGGAAUGCAGCCGUAUCCCGCGAGGGUCCAAAACAUGCCCCAACAGCCGCAACCGCAGCCGCAAUCGCAGCAGGGGCCGGGAUUGCGUCCUGGUAUGCCCGCGCAGACGCAAAACCAACAGCAAGGCGGUCCUAUUGCCGCCCAGGGCCCACCACAGGUUCAGCAGCAGCAGCCCAGACCUGGUGUUCCCACCAGCCAACAAGGGCUGCCUCCGCAGAUGACCUCUCACCAGGCCCGUCCACUCGCGCCAGAGCCCCAGUAUGCGCAAGUCCCGAUCCCGGCUGGCUACGGGUAUGUCCACGGUGAAGGCCGAGUGGCGCCGGCGCCGGCACACAUCUUUGUCGGACCAGGCUUCCCGCCUGGACAAGGCCCUCAGCCUGGCUUUGCUCAGCGGCAAUGGGUCCAGCCCGGUGUGGCACCUACCCAAGCCGCGCCCGCGGGGGUUUCUACUCAGCCGGCGCCGCAGCAAACGAAUGUAAUCCAAGCAUCCCCGGCAUCGCUAGCGGCUUCAACUCCCCAAUCUCAGACUCCCGCGCCAGCGCAAGCCCAGGACCGGACCUCUCCAGGCCCAGCUCCGAUCACGCAGGAGCGCGGCGAGGAGGUUAUCCGCCAGCAGCCGGCUGGACAGGAAAUCGCACCUUCGGUACAAGUUCAGGCGAUCCAGCAUCCCCAGAAUGCCUCUGCUCCGGCAGGUAGCCAGGUACCCGAAGACUUGGCCACGUCGCGAGCUCCGGCUCCGGCCCCGGCUCCCCAAAGCCCCGAAACAAGUAUCUCGCCUCCUGAGGAGCAAGCGAAGCCUGCGCCGCCCCGCACGCACACUGGGCAAGGCAAUAUCUCGCCGCCGACUCAACUUCAGUAUGCCGCUCCCUCACCAUCCCGCGGCCCAACCAAUCUGCCCGUUGCGCAAGCAGGGGCCCGCACGAUGCAUGCUAGGAAUGUGAGCGAGGACGGCAUCGCAUCACUUCCAUCACAGCGGCCCGGGCGCGUGCAAUCCCCAAGCCCAGACACGGUUCCGAGUCCUGCAAGCACCAACCUUGCCCCCCGCUCGACCAACACUUCGCCGAGUACCCAGCCUACGCCGGGAUGGAAUGUCGGCCCUCUGCCUGCGUCGCAAGCGAACCCUGACGCAGGUCGGGGCCCAAGGACUGUCAGCCCCGAGGCGUCUGCCCAGGUGUCUUCUUCCCCAGUUAACCAGUUGACGACCCCGACGCAGCGUGUUGCGGAGGACAACCUCUACGACGCGACACCGCGCCAGUCACAAUUCCCUACCGGGCAGCAGGAGCCACCACAAUCACCGCCGCCACAAUCACCGCCGCCACAAUCACCGCCGCCACAAUCACCUCUGCCACAACGCCCUCAACCACAGCAGCAGCCGCGUAGCGAUGUCCCCAGCAACACCAUUGUCAUAACAGCUCCGGUCGAACCGAAGUCCGCCGGCCUCUCUCGCGAGGUCGCCCGACCACCCAACAACCUCCCCCUGUCGCCAGCUGACACUCCGUCACCUCCGCCCCCUACAAUCACAUUCGAUGCUGCCCCCGAUAAUGAUGAUGAGGACGGUCUAGACGACUUCGAUGACUCGGACAUGGAAUCUCCCAUCAUUGCUGACGCGUCCAUCGCUACGGUCCACCAGCAAGCUAGCCCGAGCACAAGCCCCACCGCGACCGCAGCUGCAGCAGCCGCACAGAACGGCGGAGCCGCGGCUAAGGACAACGUCGCCAUCUUCGAGCGGGCGAAGAAGAAGGCUGAGGAACAGCGGGAAGCUGAGAGGCGACUGAUGAUGGAAGAGAAAAUCCCUGUGUUCUCGGAAGGGGAGACCGAUCCAAACAAUGCCAAGAACGACACUGAGGCCCGCCCACAAAUGAGUGCGACGAGCUAUCCGGGUCAGGAAUGGAAUCCGUAUGGUGACGGAUUUGAGGGGUGGGAUGACUGA